AAGGGGACCUCCAGUUCAGAUUGUGUUUGCAACUUUUGAGUAUUAGCUCUUACAAAAGGACGGUGUACCUCUCCACUGCCAAAUGUGCUCAGAGAACUCCUUUAAAUGAUAACCCUUUGCAUAAUUUAUGGUGAUGCAAAAACUACCAGGAGCCUCGGCUAUUUACGGGUGUUCUCGCGAGAGUUGACCAUUACAGACGGAGACGCGAGCUGACUGAAUUUUAGUUUCUAUCGCUGAGAGAGGACACCAUCGUCCUGCAGAAAACACACUCACUGUGCGUGCAGAACAUUUUCUAGGGGCAAAAUGACGGUAUGCAGCAUGUGAGUGUGAAGUUUUGAAGCUCCAGAAAAGCGCUUUGAUGUGAGCAUGGGCGGCGUUUUCCGUCUGCGUGCAUCCAGGGGAAAGAGCUCCGGGGCUCCAUGCAGACUCAGGAAAUAAGUCGACUGCAUCCAUGAAUCCGUCUUCACUUACAAUUAAUCAGCGAAUAAAGCAGACUAUUUCUGCAAAUUCUCCACCCCCUUUCUGCAAAGGUCACCGGGAUGUAUCCGGAGCUAAGUAAUCCAUGAGCCCGGGCAGCGAUCCUCUCCUCCUGGUGCUGGAGAAGGACCAGCAGGUCGUGACAGGCUCGGCUCUUGGAAGACUUAUGAAAGGGAAUAUUUGGAAAGCACAGACUGCAUAUCUCACCGCCUGGGAUCAAACACGAUGUGCGGACAAAUCGUGGAUCAAACCGACCCCUUCACUGUCACCGCGAGUUCCCUAACGCUGGCUGCACGAUGGGACGCGAAAUAACGGGUUUAGGUUGCUGACUUCUAAAUGUCCCGCAUGCCUUUAGGUGAGGCAGAGACACAGAAACACUCUUACCUCCACCUGUGUCCACCGACAUGGAUAAACUCACCGUGAUUUCAGGAUGUCUCUUCCUCGCUGCAGACAUCUUCGCCAUCGCCAGCAUCACCAGCCCGGACUGGAUCAGCACUGGAGACUCGGCUGGCUCUCUGACUGUGGGUCUGAUUCGGCAGUGCCAGACCAUCCACGGCCGAGACCGGACCUGCAUCCCCCCGGAGCUGCCCCCAGAGUGGAUAAUCACGUUCUUCUUCAUCAUCCUGGGCAUCAUCUCCCUCACCGUCACCUGUGGUCUGCUGGUGAUGUCAAGCUGGCGCCGCGAGGCUGGCCGAUACGCCCGAUGGAUCGCCUUCACAGGGAUGGUCCUGUUCUGUAUGGCUGCCCUCAUAUUCCCAAUCGGCUUCUACAUCAACGCGGUUGGAGGACAGCCGUAUAAGCUCCCCAACAACACAGUGGUGGGCUCCUCCUACGUACUCUUUGUUCUGUCCAUAUUCUUCACCAUAGUGGGACUGCUGUUUGCUGGGAAGGUAUGCUUGCCUGGCUGACAUACCCUCCUCCUCCUUUUGUAUCUUUGGAGAAACACCAACAUUGGAGGCAACUUUUGUUAGAAUUGACUCUUCUGUGGCAGUGUUGGAAGUAUCAUCAAAGUAGAACAAAACUGAGAAGCACCUGUUUGUGUUUUUCCUUUUGAAAGAAUUGUCACGACGCUCGUAACUGGAGGCGAAAUCACUGGGUUCCAUCCGUCCAUCUGUUUGUUCAGAGACUGAGCAGCCGCAGAGAGCUCUGAAAUGGCUCUCAUACUCAUCUGUGAAUGAUGAGUGUUCAGUGGCGAACAGACAGGAGAAUAUUAAAAACCAUGAUGGAAAUGGAUUGAAACAUCAGGACUUAUCCGCCAUCUUAAGAUUUAAUGACAGAUGCUCUUCUCAGUCCAUCAACCAAGAUGCACAUAUUGAGAUUAGACUGAUGUCAGGCCUGAUACUGGCCAAAGCACCAAAUAUUGGCCAGUCACCUCCAAUAUGAUGGAGGUCCUUCCCUGACCACAGCUACAUGGAACAAUCUGUAAUAUAUACAAUGAAGUUUCAUUUUCUUGGCACAUUUUAUUUAUUUAACUGUUCAGUUAUGUUUUUUGUAAAGGUAUUUUUUAUUAAAAGGCCUAAUGUAUCCAAGAGUUCACCUGCCAUUAAUGUGUGUGGUGGAUCACUUUGCCUUAAAGAGCUGUUAACCUUAAAAUAACUAUAAUAUUGUUGAGUUUCAUGGGAUCAAUUCUAAAUUUCUGGAUACAUGAAAUGAUUUAGCAUAAAAAUGUUAGAACUGGAAUGUAAAAUGGGCUACUGGCAACAUCUGUCCAAAAUCUAACUCUUUAUAUCAUUAUGGGGUUGAGUAAUAUAAAGUUGUAUCCAUGGAUGUGCUGCAGGAAGCUGAGCUGGUCUCUGUGAUGCUGUUGAAUAUAUGGAUCAGUGGUGAGCACCAGAGCAAGACUCACAUUACAGCUUUGUUAUUUUUAGUGAUGUAGUGAAUGUAUUAUUCACCUUUUUGAGCAUUUCCUGUUGUUUAAACACUGUAUCAAGAAAUGACUGAAUCUAUGACUAGUUUGUUUUAUACAUUUGGGACAUUGAUGCCUAUUUCAUUUCUGUAUAAAUGUCAUUUUCUAGAAGCACUGUGAUGUUCAUGAAUGAGCAUGGAGGAUCUCAUCUCAUUAAAAAUGACUCAUUGGAACACA
Messenger RNA from Siniperca chuatsi (mandarin fish), 2560 nucleotides. RefSeq lists its product as uncharacterized. Lineage: Eukaryota; Metazoa; Chordata; Actinopteri; Centrarchiformes; Sinipercidae. Gene Ontology annotation, biological process: negative regulation of smoothened signaling pathway. The coding region runs from base 882 to 1385 and encodes 167 amino acids. Gene Ontology annotation, cellular component: ciliary membrane; Golgi apparatus. The transcript has 3 exons. The record is from RefSeq and is a predicted model, not a curated record.